Messenger RNA from Spea bombifrons (plains spadefoot toad), 2557 nucleotides. RefSeq names its product poly(ADP-ribose) polymerase 2 (gene PARP2). Gene Ontology annotation, molecular function: zinc ion binding; NAD+ poly-ADP-ribosyltransferase activity. The coding region runs from base 53 to 2245 and encodes 730 amino acids. The transcript has 19 exons. NCBI's taxonomy places the organism in Eukaryota, Metazoa, Chordata, Amphibia, Anura, Pelobatidae. The record is from RefSeq and is a predicted model, not a curated record.
GUUUAAUCGGCGGCCUCAGGAAUUUAGACGGCGGCCUCAGGAAUCGGGCGGAAUGUCUGGUCGGAGAAGGGAAGGUGCAAAGAGGGAACGGAAGCCCCAGGUGGCUUCGCAGAAGAGGAAAGCUGAGGCAGAUCCUGACUUAGAGGUUGUUGUGAAAACUGAGCCAGAGGAUGAGAAUGGUGUAAAAACAGAAUUUGAGACACGUUGGGAAUGGCAAGGUGAUGGAGACGUGUGGCUGGUUUACUCUCCUCAGGUUAACACUCAGUUAAACCUGGCAUUUAGUUCUGGCAAGCAGUCUGUGGUGGUCUCUCCUGCUGUGGGGAUUUCUCUACAGGUAGAUCUAAAGGAAAUGUUUCAGAAGAAUAAUCAAAGUGGCUUCCAAAGACCCAUCCGAUUAGCUGUGAAAGAGCAGGAACAAUUCUUUGUGUGGCAGUGGCAGUCCGAUGAAGAUGUUUGGCUAGACUAUGAUGCGGAAACUUGUGUCUCAUUGGAAACAGCAUUUCACUCUGAUACCAAAUUGGUGACUCUCAGUUUAGGAGGUCGGCAAUACAACAUGGACUUUAAGGCCAUGGUUCAAAAGAACUGUAGUACCCAGUACAAGAGGAACAUUCAACGGUGUUUAUCUGUGGCAGCAGAUGCAGAGACCGAUCAAAAGAAUCAAAAUAUCAGUAACAGACCAUUGAGCAAGAGAGUACGCAAGAAUGCAGGAAGUGUCAAGAAUGAAGCAGAGGAAUGCAAAGAACAAGUUAGGACCUUGGUAUUGAAAGGCAAAGCUCCUGUAGACCCUGAAUGCACCAGCAAGCUGGGAAAGGCUCAUGUAUACUGUGAGGGAGAUGAUAUAUAUGAUGUAUUAUUAAACCAGACUAACCUGCAGUUCAACAACAAUAAAUUCUACCUGAUACAGCUGCUAGAAGAUGACUGUGCUAGGAGCUUCUCCAUAUGGAUGCGUUGGGGAAGAGUUGGAAAAAUUGGACAGAACUCUCUGGUAGCCUGUGGAGGGGAUCUCCAGAAAGCAAAGGAUAUCUUUACAAAAAAGUUUUUUGAUAAGACAAAGAAUGAAUGGUCUGAACGUGAAAGUUUUGAAAAAGUUCCUGGGAAAUAUGACAUGUUAAAGAUGGAUUAUAAUUCUACGACAGAGGUAGAAGAAGAGAAAGUAGUGAAGGAAGAAAACGUACCCAAACCAGAAUCCAAGUUAGAUCUGCGACUCCAGGAACUGAUCCGGCUGAUCUGUAACCUACAAGCCAUGGAGCAGACCGUUCUAGAGAUGAAAUAUGAUAUCAAGAAAGCACCUCUGGGAAAACUGACUGUAGAGCAAAUUCGUGCUGGGUAUUGCUCUCUGCAGCAAAUAGAGAACUGUAUCAAAAAGCAGAAAUUUGGCAGAGAACUCUUGGAGGCAUGUAAUGACUUUUACACCCGUAUCCCCCAUGAUUUUGGGCUCCGGACGCCACCUCUUAUAAGGACCCAAGAGGAGCUUGCUGUGAAAGUGUGCCUCUUGGAGGCUCUGGGGGACAUCCAGAUUGCAGUUAAGCUGGCAAGUAUGGAACUUAGUUCUCUGGAGCAUCCUGUGGACCGGCAGUAUCGGCAGCUGCACUGCUCACUUGAGCCCCUGGAGAAGACAUCCAACGACUUUCAGAUUAUUGAGAGCUAUCUGCAGAGCACCCAUGCUCCUACACACAAUGACUACACAAUGACCCUGCUGGAUGUGUUCAAGGUACAGAGAGAAGGGGAGGAAAGCAACUUCCAACAUGAUAUCCCAAACAGGAUGCUGCUGUGGCACGGAUCACGUCUGUCAAACUGGGUUGGGAUUCUUAGUCAAGGGCUGCGUGUUGCUCCACCGGAGGCUCCAGUCACUGGUUAUAUGUUUGGAAAAGGCAUAUACUUUGCUGAUGUCUCUUCGAAGAGUGCAAACUACUGCUUUACUACCCGUGAAAACAAUGUGGGGAUCUUGUUGUUAUCAGAGGUGGCCCUUGGUAAAUGUAAUGAGCUCCUGGUUGCAGAUUAUGCCGCUCAAGAAAAGAUGAAGGGGAAAAACAGCACUAAAGGUUUAGGUCGCAGCAUCCCUGACCCAAAGAACAUCAUCACACAUGAUGGAGCAUUGGUCCCACUGGGGCCCCUUGUGGACACAGGACUGGUAAAUGAAGCUGGUUACACACUCAAUUACAAUGAAUACAUUGUUUACAAUCCAAACCAAGUUCGGAUGAAGUACCUGCUCCAAGUGCGCUUCAACUAUGCAUCCUUAUGGUGAAAAAGCACUCUGGUGGGAGUGUGGACUAUAACUCCUUUAAUCUUUAAGCAUUGUUGAUCGGACAGAAACUUUGUUGGAGAAUGUUGGUUUGAUCAUUUUAUCUACUUAUUUUGAAGAUAUUCUAAAACGUGUCUCAUAAGGACCUAGUUUCUUGCAUUAAUUUCAUGUAUUGCUAGAAUUCUAAUACUGUUGUAUAUUUAUAUAUUAAAAAUUCAAACAAAAUACCGAGUACUGAUGACUGUGAGUAACAUUGCCUGAUGUGUCUUCAGUCUUGCCUUGUAACCCGCAAUAAAGAGAUAAUGUUCAAUGUAA